UUCACCUCUUCUGCCCCCCUUUCUCGGACUUUUCUUCCUCUUGCCCUUUCUACCUAUCUUUGUGCCCCGCCUUACACAUCCUCGCGACGCACGCGCACACCUCGCUGCAACACUCGCUUGCUGCACGACAGGAGCCGCUCGGCUGUGCACGACACAACCACUAGCGACAAUCGGUCGAGUUCACACUUGUACGGCACUCCUCACGACCCCACGGCCAUGUCCUCGCAAAACCUAAUUCGCCGGAAGCUGGUCAUCGUUGGCGAUGGCGCCUGCGGCAAGACGUCAUUGUUAUGCUCAUUCGCUCUGGGAGAGUUUCCGAAGGAAUACAAACCAGCCAUUUUUGAGAAUUAUGUGGCCGAGAUCAGACUAGAUGGAAAGCCUGUGCAGCUGGCUCUAUGGGAUACCGCCGGUCAGGAAGAAUACGAGCGGCUACGACCCAUGUCCUAUUCCAAAUCACACGUCAUUCUUAUUGCAUUUGGCAUCGACACGCCCGACUCGCUGGACAAUGUUUCUGUCAAGUGGAUAGAGGAGGUCCGCUCGAUUUGUGGUCCACAGAUACCCGUCAUUCUCGUCGGCUGCAAGUCUGACCUGCGACCGCCGGAAGGAAGCCCAAACUCACAGAGCUUUGUUUCGCGUGCCCAGGCAGAGCAGGUAGCACAGGCUAUUGGCGCGCGUGCGUACAAAGAAUGCUCCGCCCUCAAGAUUGAGGGCGUCGACGACGUCUUCGAGGCCGCGACUCGUGCGUCGAUGCUCAUGCGCGAGGGUGUGCCUACUGCCGCGCACCACCGGCGAAAGAGUAGUGGUCGCACCGGCGAAGAGUGGGAGCAGCCUAAAGGUGGCUGCUGCGUCAUAUGCUGAGACAUUUGCUUCAGAGGCAAGCACGUUACGUUGUCUCACUCAUGCUCGUAGACCCUCAUGUCCGCCCUGGAUCUCACUUCUGCUGGCUCAUGUACCCCAGGAUUUCUCCAGUUUCAUAUCUCUCCUGCUCUGCAUCACGGUUUCUACUCCGUCGGACGCGCAUCUUACUCUUCCCGGUCUCCAGUCCGUUGUCUGCGCUUCGAAACUCUUGCCUUUCUUCUAUCUUUCUUUCUGCAAUGCCAAAGGACUCAUAUAUUACAUAGCUAGAUCUCAUCAUGAAUUCAUCUUCGUUCUCACUGUGUACAUCUCUAAUGCUUGGAUCUGUCUCGCUAUUGCUCAAUUCUGUUACUUCUGUAUCUCCUUACCCCUGGCUGCGCCCCCUGACGCCCACCCACGUGAUUGGUUUGUGUCAAGUCGCGUCGUGGUCGUGGUCUAUCGCGUUUCAUUCUUGCUUUGAUAUAUAACCACCCUCACUUAC
Molecule: messenger RNA, 1336 nt
Organism: Phanerochaete carnosa HHB-10118-sp
Lineage: Eukaryota; Fungi; Basidiomycota; Agaricomycetes; Polyporales; Phanerochaetaceae
Exons: 7
Coding region: 217-858 (213 amino acids)
Biological process (GO): small GTPase-mediated signal transduction
Molecular function (GO): GTP binding; GTPase activity
Source: RefSeq, a predicted model, not a curated record